AGAUCAAACGAGUCGGUAGAGGAGCUCGAGCAUCAGAGUCUGGCAUUCGCUACUCUCUCCCGUCGAGUUCGUAUGGAAUGUCGUUGUACGACUAGCGCCAAUCAAGCUCAAGGCGGGGCACCACGUCGAAAUCGCGCGAACCCGGCAACUGGUAUCGACAUAACCUGGGCCGCAAAUGGCAGUUGGAUCAAUUGGCGAUGGGGUAUCCGACCCGUAUCCGAUCCCUGCAUGCUAUUCGUCAAGUGGACGGUGGGCAACAUGAAAACGCGAAUGUGGAGCACGCGAGAGAUGAAUUGGCGUUUUGGGGCUCCGCGGAUCAAGGGUCAGCUCUAGAGUGAUUGCGGUUCGGCUGCUGCGAGAGUCCUCGGUUAACCCAGCCGGAGGGCGUCCACUGAGUUAUAUGGGAGGUUCACCACCACGUCAGAGGUAGAGCAGUUGUCCACUACGAUCGAUCCGCUCUUCUUUGUUGUUGCGCGAUGGAAAACACCGGAGGUCAAACUACGAAGGCAACGCUUGGCAAGCGGCAGCGUAGUGUCAGCGAUUUUGGGCAGACCGAGAAGCGUAGGUGGGCCUGCGAUUUUGAGGGGUGCACCAAGUCGUUUCAGAGAAGGGAUCAUUUGGAGCGGCACCAGGCAAACCACGCACCGAUUGCGCCGUUCGCCUGUGGAGCCUGUGGUCGAGACUUUGCCCGUCUGGAUGUCCUGGAGAAGCACCUGAAGAUUCACGAACGCGAUCGCGAAAGGCAGCAACAAGGACACUCUGCACCGGGCCCUCCUCCGGCGAAACCUAUCCAUCGGAAUAUUGACCAGCAAGCGUAUUCACUCCCUGCUCCAGGGAUUUCCGAACAGCCUCUUCCCAGCCGUCGAUUCUCCGAACUUGAUACACCGCAGCAUCAAUUUUUGUCUCCUCAAGCCCCUGCGCACGUCUCGCCUUUGACAUUCGCCAGUCCUACGGGUGCUCAGGCCACUUCAUCACCUUUGCAGACCUUCUCGCAGCAGUCUCCGCAAGACGAGUUGUCGCUGUUCGCCUCGGGUGAUUUCUCGUUUUUCAACGACGUGCCGGCGGAUAAUUAUUCCUGGCUUUUCGAUCUGGAUCAGAUGGCGCCUCCCAACCCUGAUCCACCAUCCUACACAUAUCCCAGUGUCGAUCUAAGUACGGCGCAAAAUCAAACAACGCCCACAACCCAAUUUGCUCUUCCACAAGUGCAAACGCCCUCUUCACGGCCCAGAACUUCGCAAACACCACUGCCUCCCCUCCAGCUCGACCAUCCGCCCCUACAUUCCCCCUCCCCCGAACUCAUCGAGUGCGAAGCCGGCUUCCUCACCGCCACCUGCCGCACUCGCAUCCUGAACUUCAUCCCGGCAGACUUCUUGAAAUCCCCAAAACUCUCUUUCUCAGCUCUCCGAACCUACAUGGAACUCUUCUGGCUCCACUUUUACCAACAAUCACCCAUUAUUCACCGGCCCUCGUUCUACCCACCCACGACACCGGAGCCAUUGUUGAUCAUCAUGCUUGCCAUUGGAGCGUCACAUUCGAGUGAUCGAGGUGCAUGGGAGAUCAUGAAGGGGAUCGUGACGAAGCUGAGGACGAGGUUGUGGGAGAUGACUGAGGAGAGUCCAGCGUUGGAGUUGUGGGUUUUGCAGACAAUGCUGUUGGUUUCAUAUUAUGAGAAGAUGAUGGGGGAUUCUGUACAGCAUGACAUGGGGCAGAUUUUUCAUGGGAGCACGGUUGCUUUCGUGAGGUUUGCGGGGUUAUUCAGAGGUGAGGAGUAUGCCACUCUGCGGUCCAACACCACAGUCAGCGACGACGAGCAAGAGGAAUACCGCGCAUGGCGCCGGUGGGUAGAGUACGAAGAAAAGAAACGGGCAGCGUAUUUUGCGUUCUUGAGCGAUUGUCAGCAUGCGGCGAUGUUCCGGCAUACGCUGGCUUUGUCGGCGUUCGAGCUCCGGAUGGACCUACCAUGUAAUGAGUCGAUCUGGCGAGCGCCGAAUGCGAAGGCAUGGCGGGUUCAGUACGUCAAAGCUUCUCCACCAAAAGCGUUUCUGCCAACGCUGAAGUCAUUGAUUACCGAUCCUACACCGGAAGGGGCAUUACCCAUCAACAACCCGUUUACGAACUGGUUGUUGCUGCAUGGACUUUUGAAUGUCUCGUGGGAUAUUAUGUGGCGUGGGCUUUAUGAUGUAGGGAUCGUGACGGAUGUGAAGAUGUUUGACUGGAAACGAGGGUUGAUUCGGGCUUUGGAGGGUUCUCAUGCGUUGUAUCAGACUGCGAAGGCGAAUAAGCCGCGUCAGAAGUAUUUGUACGAGUGGGCACAUUACCCGAUCUACCACUUGGCGUUUAUCGCCCUCAAUGUCGAUCUCGUACUGGUUCGGAUUUGGGCAGGUGCACCGCGUGUUCUGGGGCGUCCAGUCUUGCGAGGAGAAAGGGAGAGGGCCCGUGCUUUCAUGAGAAAAUGGGCAACGGCGGUUGAAGGCCGAAAUGCGGUUUACCACGCCACACUCCUCCUCAAAGAGAUUUACGCUUCCGAAAGCUGGAACAAGGCAGUCCAUGUACCAUGGUGUCUCUACCUCGCCACACUCACCUGCUGGGCCUUCGGUGCUGCGUUUGAGGGACGUGAUCCGCAGCCUCGAAGGUUCGCUUCAGAGGAAGGAUGGGUGGAACCGUCGCUUGCGAGAAGGGAUAUGGAGGUGUAUUUGAAUGCGAUGUCCGUGAGACAUCCUGAUGCGGUGGCGAGUGUUGCGUUGAAGAAUCAGACCGUGGGGAUCAUUGCGAUGGCGGUUCACGUGCUGCAGGACGUGAAGUGGGGGAUUGUGACGGGGGCCCAUAAUGUGUUGAAGGGGUUGUUGUUGAGGUAUACAGAUCACGACAAAUCAGGUUGAAAUACUCUUAUGAGAUGAUAUGACAGGUUUAGCGGCACGGCGGGGGAGGAU
This is a messenger RNA of Saitoella complicata NRRL Y-17804, 2930 nucleotides long. RefSeq lists its product as uncharacterized. Bases 477 to 2879 code for a protein of 800 amino acids. The record is from RefSeq and is a predicted model, not a curated record. Gene Ontology annotation, cellular component: chromatin. The transcript is spliced from 2 exons. Gene Ontology annotation, biological process: regulation of transcription by RNA polymerase II; DNA-templated transcription. Gene Ontology annotation, molecular function: RNA polymerase II cis-regulatory region sequence-specific DNA binding; zinc ion binding; DNA-binding transcription factor activity, RNA polymerase II-specific. Lineage: Eukaryota; Fungi; Ascomycota; Saitoellomycetes; Saitoellales; Saitoellaceae.